GCAGCGAGUGGCGGUGAAGGAGGGCCCAAUGGCGGAGCUGGUUUGAUGAUCCAUCGCCACCAGUGGGGGUCUGUUUGUUAGUUUCUCAUGAGAAGACUGACUCUGAGCCGCAAUCCCGACGAGCGCCACAGUUGUGGGUCAGUGUCGUUCUAGUGUCCAAGUGAGUGAGUGAGUGAGUGAGGAGGAGGAGGGUGGGAUUGAUCUCGACGUGAACCGCAGGUUGUUGUCGUCGUCAUCGUCGAAGGAUCAGGUAGUUGCAUUGCCAGGCAAGAGAGAGCGAUAGUUAGCCAUGGCUAUGGCCACCGCUGUGCCGUGGACAGGUAGAGUAGUAGUGGUAGUUCCCAGUGGGUUGAUUCCUUGUGGGAAUCGUGGUGACUCUUCGAUCGGUCCGAGAUUGGGAGCCAUUCCAGAGACCGGCGCUUCCUGUGCUCUGCCUGCGCUCCGGCUGCAGUGUUGUCGCUGGAGCAGUGACCUGGUGGCCGCGAUGAGCAGCUCGCAGAACGGGAGUUUUUCUUUCAGGAGGAUUCGGGGGGCGAUGGUUGUGGCUAAGGCCGUGAUAGGACAGGCGGAGGAGGAGGAGCAGCAGGCAGCUGGUGUUGAUGUGAAGGUUUUUCUGGAGGAUUUGAAAUCAGUUGGACGGGUUCGGUUGAUCGUGAACACCGGAGUGGCCGUGUUGGAAUCCGUCACCAAUCUAGAGAAGCUCUUCUAUCACACACUUCCUGGGCGUGGAGAGUAUGCUAAUCUGAUGCUGAGGGAAGACAACGUGGAUUUUCAUCUGCUGAUCGACCAAGUUGUCUCUGCCAAGCUAGAGACUGGGAAGUCGUCCCGAGGGGACAUCCCAACGUACAUGAUACGAUUUAUUGACACAAACGAGGCUGUUGCAGCAAGCUUGCUUGUAAUGUGGAAACCCGGCACGAAUGGCGACUAUGAUGAUGGUCAGGUAGAUGGGUAUCAAAAUUUGUUGAAGAAGUAUGGUUCUGAGAUCACGUUUACUCCAAAUCAAUCGCAAUAGGAUGCACCCCAGAAUUGGAAAGAUAUGACCUGGGUAUCUGCACCCAUGUGCACACAAUAUGGGUAUGGACAUGAGUCAUUCCUACAAGCAAAACACCGUUUUUACUUACAGCUGGCAUCAGAUGUUUGCUAUCUGAUCAACUCAAUCGACUUGUAUAUUGCGCCGAGGGCGUGUUUAAAGUGCCCAAAUCGUGCUAUUGGAACCUGGUCGCCGCAGAUUCUCUUCUUCAUCGCCGUCAGUCUUGUGUCUACAACUGAUGCUGCCGUCUAUUCGAAGAACGAUAAUCAUGACUGGUUAGUUAUUAAAUUGCUAUUAAAAAUAUCUUAUCAUUGUUGAAAGAUCUCUGACUGUGAGUUGUGAUUUAAAUAUGGAAGGUAUCACUUCAACUCAUGGCCUUCGGUACAAGUGUUCAACAUAACUUCACUUCGUACUUGCCAAUUAACGCCGAAUGUCAGAAGACAUUGCAAAUUUGGUGUAUUUUACUGA
Physcomitrium patens is the source of this 1498-nucleotide messenger RNA. RefSeq lists its product as uncharacterized. NCBI's taxonomy places the organism in Eukaryota, Viridiplantae, Streptophyta, Bryopsida, Funariales, Funariaceae. The record is from RefSeq and is a predicted model, not a curated record.